Molecule: messenger RNA, 2485 nt
Organism: Kockovaella imperatae
Lineage: Eukaryota; Fungi; Basidiomycota; Tremellomycetes; Tremellales; Cuniculitremaceae
Product: P-loop containing nucleoside triphosphate hydrolase protein
Exons: 4
Coding region: 62-2230 (722 amino acids)
Cellular component (GO): mitochondrion
Molecular function (GO): ATP binding; nucleic acid binding
Source: RefSeq, a predicted model, not a curated record
AUCAAACUCACCUACUGAAGCUGUCAGAGUGAUCAUCCAGAUCUCAACAGCUACAACCGUCAUGAUCCCAAGACUACUAGCUACGAAAUCCUCAUCGGUGGCUCUUGGGCAGCUUCUGGGACGUCGAUCGAUACAAUUGUCCAGGACAUACGUACGAUGUGCGGCUGUCUCUGUCCAGAAUCCUAGCCUGCUCUCUCGCUCAACUCUCAAGCGAUUCUACGUGGCAGAGUCGACCAAUAGAAAGCCCGAUGAGGCUGAACCACCCAAUGCUCCGACUAGUGCCGCCGAUGCGUCUGGAGAGAAGACUGACAUUGUGCCUUUCGAGUCGCUCCAGGGCAGAAUCAACCCCAAUAUCCUCAAAGCGUUGGUCUUCAAGCCAUUCCAGCUCUCGGCUAUGAGCAAGGUCCAAAAAAGAGUGCUCAAAUUGAUGCCAUGGCUGGUGGGAGGCCAGUAUGCGGAAGAUGAUUCUGGAGAUCCCUCUAUCGAAGAGGUCAAGAAGCGUGGACGACAGGAUUUGGUUGUCAAAGCCAAGACGGGAACUGGAAAGACUCUCGCCUUCCUUAUCCCUGCCAUCGAAGCUCGCCUGAACCAACUUCAAACGCUUUCAACACGAGCCAACGAAGAUGGAAGAUCUCCCGACGGGGCUCAGCAAGGUCAAGCUCGCCGAAACGUUUCACGAUCACAUGUCGGUGCCUUGAUCAUCUCACCGACACGAGAACUCGCGACGCAAAUUGCCAACGAGGCGCUGAAAGUUUGCACCUGGACCAAGGACUUUGAGGUCCGACUGCUCGUCGGAGGAGAAAGCCGAGGCUUUCAGUUGCGAAAUUGGAGUCGAGGUAGAAAGGAUAUCGUCGUCGCUACUCCUGGUCGAUUGUGCGACUUGUUGAGCGAGCCCGAUGUGGCCGAGGCCGUUCAAGGAACCGACCUGUUGAUUCUCGACGAAGCCGACACACUAUUGGAAAUGGGUUUCACCAAAGAUCUCAACUUUAUCAUCGAUCAUCUGCCUAAAAAACGACAGACAUUCCUUUUCUCCGCUACUGUCUCCAAAGAGAUUCACCAAAUUGCCAGACGCACAAUUCAGGACAACCAUCAAUUCAUCGACUGUGUACCGAAAGAUGAGAGCAACGUCCACCUUCACGUACCGCAAUUCGCAACUGUAUUGAAAAGUGAAGCCGAUCAGAUUCCACACAUCAUUCGACUCAUCGCCCACGACCAAUUUAACAACCCAGACAAUUCCAAAAUCAUCCUAUUCUUGCCCACCACCAAAUUGACCAUGCUCUAUGCCACGUUGAUGCGAGAGCUCAACCACAACUUGCCCAACAAGGUGUCCGUCCAUGAAAUCCACUCCCGUCUAGAUCAAAAUCAACGAUCUCGUGCCUCUGAACGCUUCAGGAGGGACACACGGCCGUCGAUUCUCGUCACCUCAGAUGUCUCUGCUCGAGGCGUCGAUUACCCCAAUGUGACCCGAGUCAUCCAGGUCGGUAUCCCGUCCAGCGCGACGCAGUACAUCCACCGUGUCGGACGAACUGGAAGAGCAGGCAAAGAAGGCGGACGAGGCGAUCUGGUGCUCAUGCCUUGGGAGCAGGGGUUCAUGAGGGAGAUGCGUCAAGUACCCAUCAAGACCCUUCCAUCUGAUGAGUUGAAGUCUGAAGUCAUGGAAAUGGCCAAGAAGAAAGUUGGUGAUGAGGGGGUCCCAGCUUUGGAGGGAAUCGACGAGGCUGUCCAGAAUUUGAUGCCCUCUCUGGACCCCACUGCCAUCGAGGAAGUCUUCGCAUCUAUGCUCGGAUACUACAUUGGUCAUGCGUCAGAGCUGAGAUUGCGCCCCGACGAGAUUCUUGAAGGCUUGGAGCAAUGGGCUGUCCUCACGGCUGGUCAACCCAAACCCCCUUAUAUGUCCGAGCACAUGCUUGCCAAGAUUGGCAUUAACCGUCGUAACGGCUAUGGUUCACGACGCAUUGGAGGAGGAACCGGUAGCUUCGGUCGAAGCAUAGACGAUGAUGGGGAGAGCAGAGGCGGCUUUGGUGCCCGCUCAAGCGGAGGAUCCGGAAGUAGGUACGGUGACCGUGGAAGAUAUGGAGGUGACCGAGGCGGACGUGGAGGAUAUGGAGGCGGCCGUAAUUCAUAUGGAGGACAGCGUGGGUCAUUUGGAGACGAUCGUGGAUCAUACGGUGGGGGCCGUGGAUCAUUUGGUGGCAGUUCAGGCGGUUCAUCGGGAGGAUCCGACUUCUAGAUGACUUUCGCUUCUUUCAUUAGAACGUUUUCUACGUAUCUUGUGUGUAUCAACAGUAUUGGAAUGCAAGCACACUUCCGCAUACUGAUCUCUCAUACGACGGCUACGAUACGUUGACUCCGCACCGUGCUCCAGGCGCUUAUUGAGCCACACAGCGCCUUGGGCGACAACAAAAACCGAGACGAUUCGUCAAUUCGUUAAUGCGCGCUUCUUUUUUGAACAUUUUAUUUUCAAAUUUCCUUUCGGGCGAGAGCC